AAACAUGGGAUCCCUGUACCGGUGACCCCAAAAAGCCCCUGGAGUAUGGAUGAGAACAUCAUGCACAUCAGCUAUGAAGGGGGGAUCCUGGAGAACCCUAAGAACCACGCACCAGAAGGACUGUUUGUGAAAACGAAAGACCCCAGCACCUCCCCGAGUACCCCUGACAUCCUGGAAAUUGAAUUUAAGAGGGGUGUCCCCGUACAGGUCACCAACGUGCGGGAUGGGACGCGGCAUCACUCCGCACUGGACCUCUUCACUUAUCUCAACCAAGUGGCGGGGAAGCACGGCGUGGGGCGGAUAGAUAUUGUGGAGAACCGAUACAUUGGCAUGAAGUCACGAGGUAUCUACGAGACGCCGGCUGGAACCAUCCUGUACCACGCUCACUUAGACAUCGAGACGUUCACCAUGGACCGGGAGGUGCGCAAGAUCAAGCAGCAGCUGUCGCUGAGGUUCUCCGAGCAGGUCUACAAUGGUUUCUGGUACAGCCCCGAGUGCGACUUUGUCCGUUCCUGUAUCUCCAAGUCCCAGGAGCAGGUGGAGGGUAAAGUGCAGGUGUCCAUCCUGAAGGGUCAGGUCUACGUGCUGGGCCGAGAGUCGCCCCAAUCUCUGUACAACGAGGAGCUGGUCAGCAUGGACAAGCAGGGAGACUACGAGCCGUGCGACGCUUCUGGAUUCAUCAGGAUCAACGCUGUCAGGUUAAAAGAAUAUCACCGAGUGGGGAAGAAGGUCACAGCUCCCGCGAAAUGAAAACAGGAGGAAAAGAAAAAAAACACGAACAAAGCUGCGGCGAUAGAAGAGGAGUGCGGCGCUGAGUGCGUCUUAUCCCUAUCCCAUCUCUACUUCACCGCCAUCUCUGAUUGGUCGCUUUGAUCAAAUGUUUUGUGCAUUAAAUCGCAGGUUAGACUGAUCCUCAACGAAAAACAAACACUGGAGGGUGUGUGGGAUGGAAGGGGUUAACAGCGCCAGUAUUAUUUCUGUAGUCAAUUAAAAGUAAAUAAAAGCCG
Messenger RNA from Hyla sarda, 1007 nucleotides. RefSeq names its product argininosuccinate synthase 1 (gene ASS1). Lineage: Eukaryota; Metazoa; Chordata; Amphibia; Anura; Hylidae. Gene Ontology annotation, biological process: urea cycle; L-arginine biosynthetic process. Gene Ontology annotation, molecular function: ATP binding; argininosuccinate synthase activity. The record is from RefSeq and is a predicted model, not a curated record. Gene Ontology annotation, cellular component: cytoplasm.